Molecule: messenger RNA, 1140 nt
Organism: Cherax quadricarinatus
Lineage: Eukaryota; Metazoa; Arthropoda; Malacostraca; Decapoda; Parastacidae
Source: RefSeq, a predicted model, not a curated record
GGGAUGUGAGAAGAUAAAGGCAAAUCAUGGUAGUGAGGGAGUGAGGCGGCCAGAGUCACUGUACAUUAUACAACAUCAUCAUCACCACCAUCAUUGAUAAUGUAUCGUCUAGCAGGUAGCAUCUAACACCUAGCGGGACACACGACAAUCUCUAGUGUGCUAAGAGUUUAUUGACUGUAAGUGGAAGUGUGUGCUUGGCAGCUUGUGCAAAACCUCUAGUCAUGGCAGCUGGUUCUUCAUUUUAUGGCUUUAAUGCCCUAGACAUAGAUGGCAAUGAUGUAUCAAUGGAAAAAUACAGGGGCCAUGUUUGCAUUGUGGUAAAUGUGGCAAGUAAGUGAGGAAAAACUGCCGUGAACUACACCGAACUGGUGCAGCUUCACGAGAAAUAUGAACCCAAUGGCCUGUGUAUCCUUGCCUUCCCCUGCAAUCAAUUUGGAGGCCAGGAACCAGGUACUGAAGAGGAAAUUAAGGCAUUUGCUCAAGGUUAUGGAGUAAAGUUUGACAUGUUUUCCAAAGUCAAGGUAAAUGGGAAUGAUGCUCACCCUCUGUGGACCUUCCUAAAAUCAAAGCAGGGAGGAACACUUGGGAAUUUUAUCAAAUGGAAUUUCACAAAAUUUCUGAUUGACAAAUCCGGAAACCCAGUGGCUCGCUAUUCUCCUCAGACCAACCCAAUUCCUGCUAUUGAAAAAGAUCUUGAAUCCUAUCUGUAAGCCAGCAGUAUGGAUCAUGGUGCAUGGUGUGAGGAAGAACCAGAGUUCAUGCAGGGAUACUCUGAUAUUCUACAUGCCUUCAAAUUAUAAGAUACAGCAAAGAGGAUAAGAAGGGUUACUAUGAAGGUUUACAGGUAAACUUGUAUACAACACUUGUAGACUGGAUGCUACUGCUCUUGGUCUUUCCUUGCUGUCUUAUUUUGCAUCCUAGAACCAUUGUUCCUGAAAGUAUUGUAUGCUUAUGGACCAUAAGAAUUUUUUGAUGGAAUGUUAACAACACAAGUAUAGUGAUUUAUUUUUUUUGUAAGUUAUCUAGUCGUUUGACUUCAGGUAUUUAUUGAUAAUAUGCAUUUAUUGUUUAUACUUAAAAAAAAAAGUUGCUACUUCAGUUACCAUUUGUAAAGCCUCAAUAAACAAUCAAAAAAAACAA